Messenger RNA from Hippocampus zosterae (dwarf seahorse), 2937 nucleotides. It is a transcript of the gene brox, whose product is annotated as BRO1 domain and CAAX motif containing. Bases 185 to 1417 code for a protein of 410 amino acids. Lineage: Eukaryota; Metazoa; Chordata; Actinopteri; Syngnathiformes; Syngnathidae. The transcript has 13 exons. The record is from RefSeq and is a predicted model, not a curated record.
GUGACGUCACUGAAGCAAGGUCCCGCCCACUGCUUCGCUAUUGGUCGGCUAUCGAGUUGCAAGCGGAGGUACCAUGACGACUUCUGUCCCAGUUUAUUUCCGGAAGUAACUUGUCACUUUUCGCCACUUUACCAAAAACAAAAGUCACGAAGAUUGCCAUUAUUGGCGUGCCCUCACCCAGGAGAUGGCACACUGGUUUCACCGAAACCCUCUGAAGGCGACAGCGCCCGUCUCCUUUAAUUUUUAUGGUGUAGCAGGGAGCCCCGCAGCCAAUAAAAUCUGCAAUGACCUAAGGACAACCAGGGCGAGGCUGCUGGAAAUGUUCACGGAUGUCACCUGCAACGCAGAGAUGAUGAAAAGUGCCACAGAUGCAUACUUCUCCCUCCUGCAAUGCUUCAUUGUCUCCUUGGAUGGAACUACACAGGACAACAAGAUGAGAUACAUUCAGAACUUCAAAUGGACUGAUACUUUGCAAGGGAACGCACCAAGUGCCCAACAGGAUGCGGUUUUCGAGCUGGUCUCCAUGGCCUUCAACGUCGCGCUCUGGUACACCAAGUUCGCCUCCAGACUUGCCGGAAAAGAAAAUGUGUCAGAGGACGAAGCAAAAGUUGUUCACCGCAGCCUGAAAGUCGCUGCCGGAAUAUUCAAAAAUCUUCGGGAGGCCCACAUCCCUCGUCUCAUCACCCCUGCCGAAAAAGGGAGGGACCUGGAUCCCAGAGUGAUUGACGCCUACAUGAUCCAAUCGCAGGCAGAAGCUCAAGAAGUGACCAUCGCCAGAGCCAUUGAACUGAAGCACAACGCCUCAAUUGUCGCCGCGUUGGCAUCGGAGACGGCAAACUUUUAUCAGAAAGCUGACCACACUCUGAACACUUUGGAGCCCGAGUACAGCGGCAAGUGGAGGAAGUAUCUCCAGCUGAAGUUCUUCUUCUACAUGGCUUAUGCGUAUUGCUAUCACGGACAGACGCUGCUGGCGAAUGAUAAAUGCGGCGAGGCGAUCCGAUCUCUCCAAGAAGCCGAAAAGGCGUAUUCCCGUGCUGAAGAACUGUGCAAAGACUAUCGUCACACCAAAGGUCCGGGCACCACGGCCAAACCAUCUGAGCAGCUUUUCUUCCUCAAACUGGGCGGCUUCAUUAAGAACACGCUGGAAAAGUGCCAGAGAGAGAACGGCUUCAUAUACUUCCACAAGGUCCCAGCUGAACCUCCCCAGUUAGAGUUGAAGGCAAACUAUGGCCUGGUCGAGCCAGUCCCCUUUGAACUGCCGUCCCCCAGUGAGCAGUGCACCCCCGAAGUUUAUGCCACCUUUGACCUGACCAAGGGAGCCAAAAAUGACAAGGCAAAGCUUAAAGAGGAAGAUGUGAAACCAAUGAAGGAACCCGAUUUAAAGCCCCAGAAGGACACAGGCUGCGCCAUUUCCUAAAUUCAUUUGAGUCAUUCCUCUCAUGAUGCAGUAGCAUCCAGUAUCCACACAAGUUAUAUCCUCUUACACGUAUGCUGGAAUGUUUUGCGUAUUCCGAUGUAACCACCAUUGGCAGUUAUGGUUUUUUUUAGAGCUCGUAUUAUUUGUGGCAUUUGAUUGAAACUGUAACCCCCAUCAUGUAAACCUGUAACGUGUACUCGGCUCAGACUUUGUCAUUCAGCUUGACGUAGCUUGGCUGGGUUUAUUCUUCUUCAAAUUCACUCUUAUGACUAAAAGUCAUAUCAUUUUACAUGAAUAUAAAUCCAUAAUGGAUAAACAAAAUAAAUCAGACUGAUGACCUAAUUUAGCGUAUUGUAGGUGAAGCGGUUGCCAAUAAUGUUAGUUCACAAGCGUAGGCAUUUUUUUUGUUGGACCUACCAUGGAUCUGUCAGUUUACUAAUCAAGAAUAAAACAAAAAAACAAGAUAGCUUAUUCUUGGGAUUUCAUCAUCAGAGUUCUUUAUUUCUUCAUUUUCUGGAUAUUUUAGGGUACAACUUAAAACCAGGCGGCCCGGCAGUCCAGUGGUUAGCACAUCGGCUUCACAGUGCAGAGGUACCGGGUUCGAUUCCAGCUCCGGCCUCCCUGUGUGGAGUUUGCAUGUUCUCCCCGGGCCUGUGUGGGUUUUCUCCGGGUGCUCCGGUUUCCUCCCACAUUCCAAAAACAUGCGUGGCAGGCUGAUUGAACACUCUAAAUUGUCCUUAGGUGUGAGUGUGAGCGUGGAUGCUUGUUCGUUUCUGUGUGCCCUGCGAUUGGCUGGCAACCGAUUCAGGGUGUCCCCCGCCUACUGCCCGGAGACGGCUGGGAUGGGCUCCAGCACCCCCCGCCACCCUAGUGAGGAUCGAGCGGCUUGGAAGAUGAAUGAAUGAAUGAAUGAAUGAAUGAAUGAACUUAAAACCAACAGUAUCAAAUUCAGUGUGAUUCUAAAAAUAUUGUCCAACUUAUUUUUUUUUGGUAAUAUUCUUUAUAUGUAACAAUUGCCUUGUAUAAACUGCUGAUUUAUAUUUUUACUCACUGUAUGCUAUUUGAUGGCGUUCCCCCGAGACUUGAGUGCAAAUGCAAAAAGACGAUUAAAGGAAGGGCUCCGCUUGACAGACAAUUAUCAUAUCCUCCCAGACUCCCCAGUUGGAUUUCAAUCGAAGUGAGCUGAAGCACAGCCAGUCAAAUUGUGUACAUUGUUGUAUGCUAUCAUUGUGUUGUAUGCUACUCACAACAUUUUUGUCUCCAGGCUCGAUGGCGACGGUCACAUGGGAAAAAAUGGGAAUGCUGGCAAAAUUCUACAAAACAUGAAUGCGAUGCGAGAAACAAUUUUCUUCUCUUUGGAACCGAUCGAUGGUUGUUUUGUAUUUUCAUCAAGACACUUUGUUCAUCAGUAAAGGUAGACAUCACGUGGUUCGCGCUCACAAUUGAAAAUCAUUGUAAACUACCUGUUGUAAUUUAUGUAAACUGUAUCACAAUCAAUAUUAAAUCACAAUUAUAACUAA